AUGCGACUGCCAACUCCGCUCACGCUCCUCGGCGCGCUGAUGCUGCCGCUGCUCGCCUCGUCGGCCAAGCAGUCGUCGGCGCGCGACGCCCAGCUGGUGCAGCGCCAAAAGGACCUCUACCGCCAGGCCGCCACCUCGUCGUCGGGCUUUGUCGACGUCGACACCGCCGACUUCCAGGCGCUCGUACACGUCCCGCGCGACUACGCCAUCACCGCCCUCCUCACCACCACCGACAAGGUCAUCAACUGCCCGCCCUGCCUCACCUUCCAGCCCGACUUUGAAAACAUCGCCGCAUCCUGGAACAGGGACAAGGCGCGCAGGUCCAAAAAUGUCUUUGCCAAGGUCGAGUUCUCCAGGGCCAGGGAGGUCUUUAAGCUGUUCCAACUGCAACAUGCGCCCGUCCUCAUGACGUUCCCGGCCUCGACGCCCUCGAACCCGACACCCGACCCCAUCUCCUACGACUUCAACCGCUUCGGCUUCGAGGGCAGCGACCUGGCCGCCCACCUCUCCAAGACGUUUGACGUGCCCUUCAGGUACGCCAAGCCGCUCAACUACCGCCUCAUCGCCGGCGUCGCCACCGCCGUCGUCGUCGUCGUCACGACGCUCGUCUUUGUCGCGCCCAAGCUCUCGACCGUCAUGCCCACCAGCUCCAAGCCGCUCUGGAUGCUCCUCUCGCUCUCGUCGAUGAUCGUUUUCACCAGCGGCCAGAUGUGGAACCAGAUCCGCAACGCGCCCUACCUCUCGGCCGACCGCGGACGCGUGCAGUACUUUGCCUCGGGCUUCCAGAACCAGUACGGCGCCGAGACCCAGAUCGUCGCCGCCAUCUACGCCCUGCUGGCAUUCAGCUUUGUGGCGCUCAUCGUCCUCGUCCCCGCCCAGCGCGACCCGACGCGGCAACGCGCCGGCGUCUACGUGUGGUCGGCCAUCAUGCUGGGCACCUUUAGCGUGCUCUUUGCCAUCUUCCGCAUGAAGAACCCGAGCUACCCAUUCCGUCUGCUCCUCUGA
Pseudozyma flocculosa PF-1 is the source of this 1005-nucleotide messenger RNA. RefSeq lists its product as uncharacterized. The transcript has 4 exons. Lineage: Eukaryota; Fungi; Basidiomycota; Ustilaginomycetes; Ustilaginales; Ustilaginaceae. The coding region runs from base 1 to 1005 and encodes 334 amino acids. The record is from RefSeq and is a predicted model, not a curated record. Gene Ontology annotation, cellular component: oligosaccharyltransferase complex.